AUGGAGUUCAGGUCACCGUUUGCAGCUACUGUCGCGAGUCCCGGCAAAGGCAAGGUCGUGCUCUCGAUACUGCCGCCAUCUAUUCCAACAUUGACGACCCUAACAUACAAGUAUCCUCUCAAACUGCUGUCACGGAUUCCAGGCUUUACUCCCAAUGAUUCUGUCACUGGAGCAGGUGCUACAAGGCCAGUCCAUUUAUAUUUGUUGACAUACGGUGGUGGCCUACUUCCUGGUGACCAUAUCGAUGUUUCAAUCACAUUAGAGCCCCGAUCCCGCUUGGUAGUAACUACCCCCCAAGGAAGCACCAAAAUCUACAAAACCCCACCGAAAGAAAGGGCCUCGGGCAUACUUACGGUGUUGGAUGGUGAUAUGAGCCGCCAAACCUUGGAUGUACAUAUAGGGAGCAAGGCUGGUCUCUGCUAUCUGGUCGAUCCAUCGGCGCCAUUCAAGGAUAGUCGAUAUGAGCAGAUUCAGGUGUUCACUGUGGAUGGAUCUCAAACCGAACUGGACAGGAGCAGUCUAUGUGUUCUUGACUGGGUGACACAAGGUCGAAGCGCGCGCGGCGAAAAUUGGGACUUUCAAAUAUGGAAAGGGCGCAACGAGGUAUGGUCUGAAGAUAAGACUACGGGAAAACGACGUUUGUUACUGCGCGACUCUCUAGUAUUGGAUGAAGAAGCAGCCGUCAGGCCACAGAAUCAGACCAACAUCCAACCAAGCGGGCUCGUCCGCGAGAGGACACACCCACAUGGUGUGCUAGGCACAUUGAUUCUUUACGGUCCGAUGUUUGAUCGGCUGGGAUCGUUCUUUAUGGAAACAUUUACCUCACAGCCGCGCAUUGGUGGCCGCAAUUGGUCUUCUGUAACGACUGCAGAGCCUUCCAGUAUUCAAGACAAAGUCACCUGGACAGCUGCUCGCGUUCGGGCAGGGUUCGUCCUGGUAAAGUUUGGAGCGAAGGAUCUCGAAGCUGCUCGGGAAUGGAUCGGAAGCGUGAUUCGCGAAGAAGGAAGCAUAGCCCGAGAGUUUGGAGAGGAGGCCCUGUUCUGCAUCUAG
This is a messenger RNA of Talaromyces amestolkiae, 1050 nucleotides long. RefSeq lists its product as uncharacterized. The transcript has a single exon. Gene Ontology annotation, molecular function: nickel cation binding. The record is from RefSeq and is a predicted model, not a curated record. The coding region runs from base 1 to 1050 and encodes 349 amino acids. Lineage: Eukaryota; Fungi; Ascomycota; Eurotiomycetes; Eurotiales; Trichocomaceae.